CUUUCGAUUGGUGAAAUAUCAAGAUAUAGAAUAAAAUUUGAUCAACCUAUUAAUAAUUCUUUGCCUCCUAUUCAUAAUCUAAUUAUUAAAAUAACCAAUAAAACUCCAUUAAUUUAUCGUGGAGCAGUUUUAUCAGGACCUUAUAAUUUAUCAGCAUCUGUUGUCUCGACAGAUUAUGUUAAAAAGAAACAAAUCCUUGACUCUAUUCCUAAUUGUAAGCCAAGUAUUAGUUGUGGGGAAUCAUGGAAAUUAACUUUAACAAUUCCUUCAAAUAGUAUUGGAGAUUGGACUAUAGAAAUAAUUAGCGAAAUAUUAUUUUCUAUUACUAGAAUUAAAUAUAAAAUUAGCUUGUUUGCUAUUAUACCAAAAAAUGUUGAUAAAACUGAUAAUUAUUCUUCUUUAAUUACUCAUGAAUUUUAUAAAACAAUUGAUAUUUUUAGAUUACCUGACCUCUCAAUUUUAGAUUCUAAAAACGAUAUUCAUCUUGUAGUGUUAACACAUGGACUUAAUGGUUCAAUCCUGGAUGAAUUAUAUUUAAGGGAAACUAUUCAAGAAAG
This is a messenger RNA of Rhizophagus irregularis DAOM 181602=DAOM 197198, 557 nucleotides long. Lineage: Eukaryota; Fungi; Glomeromycota; Glomeromycetes; Glomerales; Glomeraceae. The record is from RefSeq and is a predicted model, not a curated record.